Funneliformis mosseae is the source of this 900-nucleotide messenger RNA. The record is from the annotation of a GenBank genome assembly. Lineage: Eukaryota; Fungi; Glomeromycota; Glomeromycetes; Glomerales; Glomeraceae.
AUGAACACCAAAAAAAUCCUUAGUACUCCUAUUUGGUAUAAAUUCGAAGGUCGUCACGCAAAUAAAAUAAUUGAAUUUCCUGGCGAUGAUUUUAUUGAUUUUCUUGAAGCAGUGAAGACAAAAGAAGGACUUUCAUGUAGUGCAUCAACAUUGACUCUACGUGCGAAAAAGGAAACUGUUAUAUAUACCUUAAAUGAAACAAAUUUUCAAAACGACUUUUCUGAAUUUGUUAAGGCAUUUGAGAUCAGUAAACAAAAUCCAAUAGAAGUGAUGUUUUCAAGUGAAGAUCAAGGAUCAAUUUCUUCUACUGGUACUCAAGCUGAGAGAGAUGAAAAAACAUAUAAAUCAUUAUCUUCAUGGCAGAAGAAGAAAUAUAACAAGCUGGCUAAUGAAAAUAUGAAGGCAAUGUAUUUAAAAUUUAUUCGUGAAGAGCUUGAAGCUGUAGGUGAAGAUCAAGGAUCGACCUCUUCUACUGGUUCUCAAGCUGAGAGAGAUGAAAAAACUUAUAAAUCAUUAUCUUCAUGGAAGAAAAAGAAAUAUAACAGGUUGGCUAAUGAAAAUUUGAAAGCAAUGUAUUUACAAUUUAUUCGCGAAGAGCGUGAAGAAAAUUCAUAUUUUAAAUUCAAAAAUCAAGACGAUGAAUCAAUCAAAAGGUUUUUGCUUAUUUUAAUUGCAGCUGUUUAUGGAAUACAUCUUAUAGUUAUUUUAAUUAGAAUUGGUUUAUUUUAUGAUAUAGAACAUUUUGAUCGAAUAUAUUAUUUUAUUUUAGUUCCAGUAGCUUUUGGGAUAUUAAUUAGCGUAUUAAUGGGAAUAUUUGUUGUUUCGACAAAUAUAGCUAUUUCUUGGGUAGAUGCAGGUUUGGAAUGGUCAGAAAUACACUAUAAGUUAGCUCGGCAUUAA